Acipenser ruthenus (sterlet) is the source of this 3294-nucleotide messenger RNA. RefSeq names its product T-box transcription factor TBX1-like. Gene Ontology annotation, molecular function: DNA-binding transcription factor activity, RNA polymerase II-specific; RNA polymerase II cis-regulatory region sequence-specific DNA binding. The record is from RefSeq and is a predicted model, not a curated record. The coding region runs from base 285 to 1841 and encodes 518 amino acids. The transcript is spliced from 8 exons. Lineage: Eukaryota; Metazoa; Chordata; Actinopteri; Acipenseriformes; Acipenseridae. Gene Ontology annotation, cellular component: nucleus. Gene Ontology annotation, biological process: cell fate specification; regulation of transcription by RNA polymerase II; positive regulation of DNA-templated transcription.
CAUUGCGUUUCUGAAUAUCGGCUUGUAGUUGAAUAAAGGGGAGCAGCAGCUGGAAAGCGUUGACAGAUUCGUUCUGUCCUGCCUGUGGAAAUAACUUGUUGUUUUGAAAAGCCUGGAGUACACACAGCAAUCGCCCAAAGGCCCCUCUCCAACGACGCUAGAAGCGCGUCAAAUCUUACUGUUGUUUGUUUGUUUAUUUUCCCGCUGUUUUGGCUCUUUUCUUCACGGGGAUACCGUUCUAAGGCACCAGGGAGACCGAUUUUCACGGCAAAAGCACCUCCCUUAUGGACGACUGUAGUCCGCUCUCGCCCAAAGCAAAUGCUUUCAGUAUUGCCUCUUUGAUUUCAGCGGCGGAGGAAGCAAGAAACGCAGCGUUUGAGGAGCCAAGCGGUGGCCUGAACAAGCACUCCCAGCUCCAGUGCAGCCAUCGCUCUUCUAGAAUGCAUUACAGUACUGUCACCAGGGAAAUGGAAGCAAUAUCCAGUCCGUGGCUGACCCAGCUGUCCCAUUUUUGCGAUGUUGCAGCCUUCACAACGAACAGCUUGAGCAGCCUGAAUGCGCCUGGGAGUUACCACCUCUCGCCUUCCCCGGGGGACCCCUACAGCCAGCAUGAGCCGCACUACGAGCCCUGCUCCGCCGCACAGCACAGCUACAGCUACCCGGGCUCCAAUCCGGCUCCGCAGCCCGACACCGGGACCUCCAACUGCUCUUCCUCGUCCUCCAGUUCGACUCCGAACAGCAAACCACCGGCGAAGAAGAACGCCAAAGUGUCGAACAUUAACGUGCAGCUUGAGAUGAAGGCUCUCUGGGACGAAUUUAACCAACUGGGAACGGAGAUGAUUGUCACUAAAGCUGGAAGGAGAAUGUUCCCUACUUUCCAAGUGAAAAUAUUUGGAAUGGACCCCAUGUCCGAUUAUAUGCUGUUAAUGGAUUUCCUGCCAGUAGACGAUAAACGAUACCGGUAUGCUUUCCACAGUUCAUCUUGGCUCGUAGCGGGUAAAGCUGACCCAGCAACCCCCGGGCGUGUCCACUACCACCCCGACUCCCCGGCAAAGGGCGCGCAGUGGAUGAAACAAAUCGUCUCCUUCGACAAACUCAAGCUGACCAACAACUUACUGGACGACAACGGGCACAUCAUUUUAAACUCUAUGCACAGAUAUCAGCCGCGCUUUCACGUAGUUUACGUGGAUCCCAGGAAGGACAGUGAAAAGUAUGCAGAAGAAAAUUACAAGACGUUUGUAUUCGAGGAGACCCGGUUUACUGCAGUCACUGCGUAUCAGAAUCACAGGAUCACACAGCUAAAAAUUGCCAGCAACCCCUUUGCUAAGGGUUUCAGAGACUGUGACCCGGAGGACUGGCCAAGGAAUCACAGACCUGGAUCGAUGCCCAUCAUGAGCGCUUUUGCCAGGACGAGAAAUCCAGUGUCAUCCCCUGCUCAGCAAAAUGGCACAGAAAAGGAUGCAGAUAACAGGCGAGAUUAUGAGAGAGACCCGUGUGGAACACCAAUCCACGGCGACCCAGCUCACCAGCUCAUGUCCCGCGUCCUGAGUCCGGGUCUCCCGGUUCCAGGCGGACUGCACGCAGUGCCUCUCAGCACAGGGAGACCCAGUCCACCACAUGAUCUGCGGCUAGACGCACACCAGGCACCGGAUAGCCUUCACCAUCACCCGUACAAGUACCCUGCCACCUAUGAACAUUACCUGGGGGCCAAAACAAGGCCAUCGCCCUACCCUCUACCCGGUAUCAGAGGGCAUGGAUACCACCCUCACAUGAACCCGGCAGCUGCAAACAUGUACUCAGCCGCCGGCACGCCUGCAAGUUAUGACUACGGUCCUCGAUAACAUAUACAUAUAGAGUGAAGUAUGCAGCAACUUAACACAAUCUAUACUUCAAAUGCAUGGUUUAAGUUAAAGUAUGGUUGUAUUUUGUGGAAAUGACUCUCCUGCUGGUGGAUUGUCCAGUGAACUCUACAUAUUUAUUGGGUAUGAGAAUGAAGCUUAAAAACUGAACGUAGUGUCCGGCCAGACUCUCAGUGGACCCCAUACCAAGCUCCAAGACUGUCCAACGAGUUCUUUAAACCUGGGCCAUUAGGAGUGUUUCACCGAGAGAGUCGCGAGGAGGGGCACGGACAAGGGAAUGGAGUCAUGAGAUUAAUACAGUCAUCUCUGCAAGGGAUGCCUGAUGAUAACCGCAGACCGGAAUGUCUCUUCAUUCUGUUUUGUCAGAUGCACUUUUUCUGCUUUAAAGAAGCCAUACCAUAUGUUGUUAUUGUUGGUUUUUCUGUUUUUGUGAAAUCCCAACAUCAAAGAUCUUAAUACUGGGAAAGCUUCACGGGGGGGGGGGGGGGGGGGGGAUAUGUUAGACUUCAGAGCUAACAUUAGAAAAAUUAUGCCUACCACUAGACUUAAGACUUGUACCACACUGCCUCCCCACCCACCCACCCACACUCCCCCCUCCACCUGCAAUAUUCAAUGUUCUAUUGGAAACACAAAGCAGCUAUUUCAUUUCACAUUACAUUCUAAAUGAGGGUUUCCUUGAAACUGUUAACGUUGGUUACAUUUCCAUCCGCUCAAUCCCCCAAACUAUGGGUAUGGUUUAUUUGUAUAGAGAUUUAACAAAGGGAAAAAAAGAACACUCCUGCGGAAAGAACACCCGUGCCCUGGCUGAACCCACAUGAGGUUUAGGGUAUUAUCCCACAGCCUCGCUUUCAUGCCAAGUGCUCCAGCCGCACCUGGCUGCCUCGAAUUCUCCAAUGCACCGUUUCGGACAGGAAGCACUGGGCUGCAAAGCGGCCGAAACAUUUGGCAUUCAGAGAAAAGCAUUGCAUUGUCGUUUUGUGACAAAUCUUUGUAAAAAUCCUAUAAACUAUUACGAGUGUGUAUUUACUGGACGCUAUGAGUGUGUUAUUUACUGGACGCUACACAGAAGUAAGACGGAUUCGCUUUUGCAUCAUGCCAUGCUACAGUACAUGCGAUAUAUGACUGCCACUGCAGUCUAUAUAUAUAUAUAUAUAUAUAUAUAUAUAUAUAUAUAUAUAUAUAUAUAUAUAUAUAUAUAUAUAUAUAUAUAUAUAUAAUUAGUGCCAAAGCUUUGGUAAAAUGAUUGUGUAUGAAGUUUGUAUAUUUAUUGUUAGAUGAGGCAAAUUGCUUUAUCCAUACUAAUGCAAGAUACAAAGACGAGGUGGACAUGUGCAACAAUGUAGAUAACUGUAGAUCUGUGUAGAUAGUGCUCCUUACUGUUUAAAUAUGAAUAUGAAUUUGUUGGAAAAUGACUUUUAUAAAUGUUUUGAAAGCA